CCUAGUUGCUCCUUCCGCGCUCGGCUCGCCCGGCACGCUGCGUGCCCGACGGCGGCUGGGGCGGAGAUGGCUGCCUCCCUGCAGCGCAUCGAGCGGCUGUCCAGUCGAGUGGUGCGCGUCCUGGGCUGUAACCCGGGCCCCAUGACCCUGCAGGGCACCAACACCUACCUGGUGGGGACCGGCCCCAGGAGAAUCCUCAUUGACACUGGAGAACCAGCAAUUCCAGAGUACAUCACCUGUUUAAAGCAGGCUUUGACUGAAUUUAACACAGGAAUUCAGGAAAUCAUAGUUACUCAUUGGCACCGUGAUCACACUGGAGGCAUAGGAGAUAUUUGUAAAAACAUCAGUAAUGGCACUGAAUAUUGCAUUAAAAAACUCCCAAGAAAUCCUCAGAGAGAAGAAGUUAUAGGAGAUGGAGAACAACAAUAUGUAUAUCUGAAAGAUGGUGAUCUGAUUAUAACUGAGGGUGCCACUCUAAGAGUUAUAUAUACACCUGGACAUACUGAUGAUCAUAUGGCUCUACUUUUAGAAGAGGAAAAUGCUCUCUUUUCUGGAGAUUGCAUCCUAGGGGAAGGAACAACUGUAUUUGAAGAUCUCUAUGAUUAUAUGAAUUCCCUAAAAGACUUAUUGAAAAUCAAAGCUAAUAUUAUAUAUCCAGGACAUGGCCCAGUAAUCCAUGAUGCUGAAGCUAAAAUUCUACAAUACAUUUCUCACAGAAAUACACGAGAAGAGCAAAUUCUUACAGUAUUUCGUGAUAACUUCGAGAAAUUCUUUACAAUAAUGGAGCUUGUAAAAAUUAUUUACAAGAAUACACCUGAGCAUUUACAUAAAAUGGCUGAACAUAAUCUCUUGCUUCAUUUGAAAAAGUUGGAAAGAGAAGGAAAAAUAUUUAGCAACACGGAACCUGACAAGAAAUGGAAAGCUAAUCUUUAGUUUCAGAUUAAUAUAAGCUUGUUUUCUUUUCUUUUUAGAUGAUAAUAUCUUUUGUUGUCUAUGAAUUAUUCACAGAGAAUAUAGCAUUUAGAACAUUGAAAUUAACC
Molecule: messenger RNA, 1040 nt
Organism: Talpa occidentalis (Iberian mole)
Lineage: Eukaryota; Metazoa; Chordata; Mammalia; Eulipotyphla; Talpidae
Gene: LACTB2
Product: lactamase beta 2
Exons: 7
Coding region: 67-933 (288 amino acids)
Cellular component (GO): mitochondrial matrix
Molecular function (GO): single-stranded RNA binding; RNA endonuclease activity
Source: RefSeq, a predicted model, not a curated record